Messenger RNA from Acanthoscelides obtectus, 267 nucleotides. The record is from the annotation of a GenBank genome assembly. NCBI's taxonomy places the organism in Eukaryota, Metazoa, Arthropoda, Insecta, Coleoptera, Chrysomelidae.
CUUUACGUGGUCGUCAGGUCGUAAGCUUUGUAGCAUCUGUAGAUGGUACGGUGUGAAUCGCAAUCGUUCACUUCCUGCUCUGCUAGUGGACUGUCGCGGAGAACGCGUGAGACUGUGUCUAACUGCGUCCUCCAUUUCGUCAGGAACUCGUGGUCUUCCGGUACUUUUACGUUUAGUAAUGGUACCUGUCUUCUUGAAUUGUCGAUACCAUCGUAGAAUGCUCUGAUGACCUGGAGAAUCAGUUCCAUACCGCCGUCAGAAUGCACG